AUGGCGAUGGCAUGGCCCACUAGGGCGGUAGUGCACUUGCGGCAGGCGACGCAGGGCUCCGGGGCUGCCAUGCGCAUAUCGACGGGGGUCGGCGGUGGGUCGGUGAACCGACAGAGAGCAGCAUCUGACCGUUGGAUGCGACGAAGUCCUCGAAAACCAGAGUUCGACGAGCCCACUCCGGGUGUCACCCUAAUUUUACCCCACAAACGCAGGCAAUAUCUGCCAAAUGGCGAGGAGCAUCAACGCAUCAGGUUCUCUAACACGCCCUGUCCAGCCUCCGGGCAGUGGGGUUCCGGCAAUGUCCUGCCCAGUCUGCCACACUGCAGCGCGCUGCAGCUUGCAGCAUCUGAUAACGGCACGGCCUCCUGCCCACGUGAGGUAGAUAGGCGAAUACUCAACCGAGGUCGCUUAGACAAGAGCGGGAGGCGGGUGGCAGACGCGGGCUGGUGGCGUGAAACGUUGGACAAUGAUGACGACAAAAGGGAGUCAAGGCAGACAUUCAUGAUAAGAACUUUCAUGAAGGGCGUGUUCCAACUAAAACACCGACAGCCACCACCGACAGGUCAAACCAAGCAUGCAGGCAAUGGCAGUUGA
Messenger RNA from Chaetomium globosum CBS 148.51, 594 nucleotides. RefSeq lists its product as uncharacterized. The transcript is spliced from 3 exons. The record is from RefSeq and is a predicted model, not a curated record. Lineage: Eukaryota; Fungi; Ascomycota; Sordariomycetes; Sordariales; Chaetomiaceae. The coding region runs from base 1 to 594 and encodes 197 amino acids.